AUGUUGCUACUAGUUCUCUGCUUUUUGAUGAGCGCCCUCGCCGCGCAACGCACUAAACAACCCACAUCCGACUGCGGAGUCGCAAACUGCGCCCAGUGCAACGCGGACGGCAGGACGUGUGAUCAGUGCAGCGAGGGGUACAACCUCAACCAGGAGAAGACCCAGUGCACCAAGGCGUGCGCGGUCGCAAACUGCGCCCAGUGCAACGCGGACGGCAGGACGUGUGAUCAGUGCAGCGAGGGGUACAACCUCAACCAGGAGAAGACCCAGUGCACCAAGGCGUGCGCGGUCGCAAACUGCGCCCAGUGCAACGCGGACGGCAGGACGUGUGAUCAGUGCAGCGAGGGGUACAACCUCAACCAGGAGAAGACCCAGUGCACCAAGGCGUGCGCGGUCGCAAACUGCGCCCAGUGCAACGCGGACGGCAGGACGUGUGAUCAGUGCAGCGAGGGGUACAACCUCAACCAGGAGAAGACCCAGUGCACCAAGGCGUGCGCGGUCGCAAACUGCGCCCAGUGCAACGCGGACGGCAGGACGUGUGAUCAGUGCAGCGAGGGGUACAACCUCAACCAGGAGAAGACCCAGUGCACCAAGAACCCAGAAGCGCGAUGCAAUACUCCCAACUGUAAGACCUGUGACAGCCCCAAAACAGACAGUGAAAUCUGCACUGAAUGUAAUAAUGGCAACUACCUCACCCCGACAAAGCAGUGCACGCAGAGCUGCGGAACAAUAGGAAGCUACUACAACGGAGACAAAGUGUGCGAGCCCUGUGAUCCUAGCUGUGCUGCGUGCAUCACAAAGGGACCAGCGAAGUGCACGCUGUGUCCUCCCGGGAAGAGGCUCCAGUACACAGAUGAAGGAGCCACUCAGAACGGCGGAUCCUGCGUAGAUGAGUGCAAGCCUGAAGGAGGAGCUAGCGGAUGCGAGACCUGCGGAGCCACCAUCGGAGGGACAAAGUAUUGCUCGAAGUGCAGCACAUCCACGGAGGUCCCCGUCAACGGGGUCUGUACAGCAGACAAUGCCCGCGCAGCUGCGUGCAAGGUGAAAGAUGGCAAGGGAGGGUGCACUACGUGUGAGAGUGGAUACUUCCUCCAAGACGGCGGUUGCUACAAACUCGGUAGACAGCCCGGUGAGCAGAUAUGCACAGCAGCCAGUAGCGCUGGUAAGUGCGAGACGUGCGCCAAUAGUCUUCAGCCCAAUAAUGGAGCAUGCCCCUCGUGUCACUCGACCUGUAAGACAUGUCGUGAUGCUAAUUCUGCAAAUGCUUGUACAACGUGUGCAGCUGGGUACUAUAUGGUCGGAUCAGCAGCUGGACCAUGCACUUCGUGUGACAGCAACAGUGGAAGUGUCAAGGGAGUUGCUGGCUGCAUGAGCUGCGCUCCUCCAUCGUCUAGUACUGGCUCCGUCCUUUGCUACCUCAUGAACGGUGACAGUGCCGGCGGAAGCACGAACAAGAGCGGCCUUAGCACAGGCGCCAUCGCAGGCAUUUCUGUCGCAGUCAUCGUUGUCGUGGGGGGUCUUGUCGGCUUCCUCUGCUGGUGGUUCCUCUGCAGGGGCAAGGCGUAG
Molecule: messenger RNA, 1566 nt
Organism: Giardia duodenalis
Lineage: Eukaryota; Fornicata; Diplomonadida; Hexamitidae
Product: VSP
Exons: 1
Coding region: 1-1566 (521 amino acids)
Source: RefSeq, a predicted model, not a curated record